Molecule: messenger RNA, 1582 nt
Organism: Eptesicus fuscus (big brown bat)
Lineage: Eukaryota; Metazoa; Chordata; Mammalia; Chiroptera; Vespertilionidae
Gene: SPOP
Product: speckle type BTB/POZ protein
Exons: 11
Coding region: 300-1424 (374 amino acids)
Biological process (GO): proteasome-mediated ubiquitin-dependent protein catabolic process; regulation of proteolysis
Cellular component (GO): cytoplasm; nucleus
Molecular function (GO): ubiquitin protein ligase binding
Source: RefSeq, a predicted model, not a curated record
UGUGUGUCCGGGUGUGUGUGUGUGUGUGUAUGUGUGUGUGUGUGUGUAUGUGUGUGUGAGUGUGCGCGUUCCGAGUGUGUGUGUAUUUGUGUAUCGGCGGUCCCGCAGGUCCCGGAUGUUGCGGACAGUAUGAGGCGAGCGCAGGGGGACGGGGACCAGCAGCUGUCGCCGCCGCUCUGAGAGAUUUCCUGUUAGACAAGACAAAUUGGUCUUCCUACUACUGACUUAACUUGGGUGAAAAGAAAACAGAAAUUUUUGUCCUCUGACUUUGGAAAUCUUGUUUAACCUUCAAACUGGCGAUGUCAAGGGUUCCAAGUCCUCCACCUCCGGCAGAAAUGUCGAGUGGCCCUGUAGCUGAGAGCUGGUGCUACACACAGAUCAAGGUAGUGAAAUUCUCCUACAUGUGGACCAUCAAUAACUUUAGCUUUUGCCGGGAGGAAAUGGGUGAAGUCAUUAAAAGCUCAACCUUUUCAUCAGGAGCCAAUGAUAAACUGAAAUGGUGUUUGAGAGUAAACCCAAAAGGGUUAGAUGAAGAAAGCAAAGAUUACCUGUCACUUUACCUAUUACUGGUCAGCUGUCCAAAGAGUGAAGUUCGGGCAAAAUUCAAAUUCUCCAUCCUGAAUGCCAAGGGAGAAGAAACCAAAGCUAUGGAGAGUCAACGGGCAUAUAGGUUUGUGCAAGGCAAAGACUGGGGAUUCAAAAAAUUCAUCCGUAGAGAUUUUCUCUUGGAUGAAGCCAACGGGCUUCUCCCUGAUGACAAGCUUACCCUCUUCUGUGAGGUGAGCGUGGUGCAAGAUUCCGUCAACAUUUCUGGCCAGAAUACCAUGAAUAUGGUGAAGGUUCCCGAAUGCCGGUUGGCAGAUGAGUUAGGAGGACUUUGGGAGAAUUCCCGGUUCACAGACUGUUGUUUGUGUGUUGCUGGCCAGGAAUUCCAGGCUCACAAAGCUAUCUUAGCAGCUCGUUCUCCAGUUUUUAGUGCCAUGUUUGAACAUGAAAUGGAGGAGAGCAAAAAGAAUCGGGUUGAAAUCAAUGAUGUGGAGCCUGAAGUUUUUAAGGAAAUGAUGUGCUUCAUUUACACGGGGAAAGCUCCGAACCUGGACAAAAUGGCUGAUGAUUUGCUGGCAGCUGCUGACAAGUAUGCCCUGGAGCGCUUAAAGGUCAUGUGUGAGGAUGCCCUCUGCAGUAACCUCUCUGUGGAGAACGCCGCAGAAAUUCUCAUCUUGGCUGACCUCCACAGCGCAGAUCAAUUGAAAACGCAGGCAGUGGAUUUCAUCAACUAUCACGCCUCGGACGUCUUGGAGACCUCGGGGUGGAAGGCAAUGGUGGUGUCACAUCCCCACUUGGUGGCUGAGGCUUACCGCUCUCUGGCUUCGGCACAGUGCCCCUUUCUGGGACCCCCACGCAAGCGCCUGAAGCAGUCCUAAGAGCCGCCUGUUUGAGACUCCGAUUGUUUUCCAGAAGCAGCAGCCACUGUUGCUGCCAUUGACCACCAGGUAGACAGCGCAAUCUGUGGAGCUUUGACUCUGCUGUGGGGAAAGACUGCAUCUCGGCCCCAGACUUUUAAAACAGCACUAAACAAACU